AUGAAGACAGAGGAGGCGCCAUCCUGCCUGCAGCAGGCCACCCCGGUGCUGGGCUUCGGGUCGGACUCCAAAAUGCGGGAGAUUUGUGCCGGCUGUGACACGCCCAUCUCUGACCGGUUCCUCCUGCGAGUCAAUGAGCGCUCUUGGCACGAAGGCUGCGUGAAGUGUGCCGCCUGCCUGCAGCCGCUGUCGGGCACCUGCUACUGUCGCAACCGGCAGCUAUACUGCAAGCACGACUACGAGAAGCUCUUCCAGACCAAGUGCAGCAGCUGCCUGAAGGCAAUCGCCCCGUCUGAAUUCAUCAUGCGGGUGCUGGAGAACGUCUACCAUGUCCACUGCUUCUUCUGUUGCGAGUGCGAGCGACGUCUGCAGCGUGGGGAUGAGUUUGUGCUCAAAGAGGGGCAGCUACUGUGCCGCAGUGACUACGAGAAGGAGAAGGAGAUGCUGAGUGCCAUCAGCCCUGCGCCCACUGAGUCUGUGAAAAGUGAGGAUGAGGAUGGCAGCCACCCCCACGGCAGAGGCAGCGAAGAAGGCAAGGACCACAAGCGCUCCAAGCGCCCACGCACCAUCCUCACCACUCAGCAGCGACGGGCUUUCAAGGCCUCCUUUGAGGUUUCUUCCAAACCCUGCAGAAAGGUGAGAGAGACCCUCGCAGCUGAGACAGGCCUGACGGUCCGGGUGGUGCAGGUCUGGUUCCAGAAUCAAAGAGCCAAGAUGAAGAAGAUCGCUCGCAGGCAGCAGCAGCAGCAGCAACAGCAGGAGCAGGAGCAGCUGGGCAACCCGCGUUUAGGGACCGGCCGUGGGACAGGCUGCAGCAGCAGACAGAGCAAUGAUGAUAGUGAAGAUGGAGCAAGUGUUCACGGACUAGAUGGGCUCAUGGUCCCAUAUCCCAGGAUUCCCCAGCAGCAGCUGCUGCCACUGGAUCAGAACAGCUACAGCACAGACUUGUACAGACAAGGACUCACGCCGCCCCAGCUGCCGGGAGACCAUCUGCAUCCCUACGACUCUGAAGGCGUUUUUCAUGACAUGGACAGCGACAGCAUCAGCCACUUGGGAGACUGCCUGCUGUCAACAGCCGAAGCCAACCUCCUCCAAGCCCGAGUGGGUAACCCCAUUGACCGACUCUACUCUAUGCAGAGCUCCUACUUCACCUCCUGACCGUGGAAAGGGUCCUGGCCCUUUUGUGAGUGUCUUGGACAGACAUUCUGAAUUC
Messenger RNA from Gopherus flavomarginatus (Mexican gopher tortoise), 1213 nucleotides. Its product is annotated as LIM homeobox transcription factor 1-alpha-like. Gene Ontology annotation, cellular component: nucleus. Gene Ontology annotation, biological process: regulation of transcription by RNA polymerase II; neuron differentiation. The transcript is spliced from 8 exons. Bases 1 to 1158 code for a protein of 385 amino acids. Lineage: Eukaryota; Metazoa; Chordata; Testudines; Testudinidae. Gene Ontology annotation, molecular function: RNA polymerase II transcription regulatory region sequence-specific DNA binding; DNA-binding transcription factor activity, RNA polymerase II-specific. The record is from RefSeq and is a predicted model, not a curated record.